Molecule: messenger RNA, 2080 nt
Organism: Alternaria alternata
Lineage: Eukaryota; Fungi; Ascomycota; Dothideomycetes; Pleosporales; Pleosporaceae
Product: pantothenate transporter liz1
Exons: 5
Coding region: 426-1970 (514 amino acids)
Biological process (GO): transmembrane transport
Cellular component (GO): membrane
Molecular function (GO): transmembrane transporter activity
Source: RefSeq, a predicted model, not a curated record
CCAACGGGUACUAAACCACACCCAGCCCGUGUCGCAUGCACACCGUUGCAUCAGCAUAUUACUACGACUAACUGAUACCCCGAUUGACGAAUCGCAUGUUAUGUUCCGUUGCCGUGAGAUGCUGAUCUCUGCGGCGGGCCGACAUUCCUGUACGGUUGUCGGCUACCGUCCCUCGGCUACGUGAUAUGGGUGUGCGUCGAUGUGUCUUUUGAGGUUGGACGACGUAAAUGGCGCGAGCUACCCCUGUAGAUGCUUGGAAGUACGGCAAGCUUCGUAUAAGUGGAAGCUUGGGGCCCCGCGUUGUUGCUUGGUGUCUCUUAUCGUUGCGCCUUCGCAUUCACUUUGCUUGCGCCUAACGCCGUCGCACAUUGUAUAUUACAAGGACAGGCUCACCAAGUCGCCCGUCACGCGCUGAUACAGCGAUCAUGGCGAGAAUUACUGACGACCAAAAACCUUCGAUUGAGCAAAUCUCCGAUGACAAGAUCGCGCCCACGACACUUGAAGCUGGAAAUGGGCCCGUGGAUGGACAUCGCAAGCUUGUUGCGCCGCCGCUAGUCGCCGCUAUGAGCGCCGAGGAAAGAUUUGAGGCGGAAAAGAAGAUGAGGAGGAAGAUCGAUACGAGGUUGUUGCCGAUGAUUAUCCUGAUGUAUAUUAUGAAUUACCUCGACAGGAAUAACAUCGCUGCCGUUCGCCUAGCAGGUCUUCAAGAUGAGCUGGAGCUCACGAGUGUGCAGUACCAAACUACCGUUUCCAUCCUCUUCGUCGGCUAUAUUCUCAUGCAAAUUCCUUCGAAUUUAUUCCUUAAUAAGACUGGCAAACCGGCCAUAUACCUGCCUACAUGCAUGAUCGUCUGGGGUAUCAUAUCUGGUGCUACCGGCGCAUGCCAGAACUUCGCUGGACUUGUGGUGUGCCGUUUCUUCCUCGGGUUCAUCGAAGCCGCAUAUUUCCCAGGGUGCUUGUUUUACCUUAGCGCUUGGUAUACAAGGAAAGAAUUGGGUCUGAGGACGGCGGUGCUAUACUCUGGGAGUCUGAUAUCGGGAGCGUUUGGUGGUCUAAUCACUGCGGGGAUCACGAGUAAUAUGGACGGUACGCAAGGUCUUAGAGCUUGGCGCUGGGUGUUUAUAAUUGAAGGUGUCAUCACCGUUGCGAUCGCUUUUGGAGCCUUUUGGAUUCUGCCUAACUUCCCUCGAACUACUUCCUGGCUCACGGAAGAAGAGCGCCAACUUGCCGUGUACCGACUUCAGGAAGAUGUUGGAGAAGAUGAUUGGGUGUCCGCAGAGUCACAGACCUUCUUCCACGGCCUAAAGCUCGCAUUGCUCGAUAUCAAGACUUGGGUGCUCACCAUUCUCCUUCUCGCGAUUGUGUCUUCAGCGAGUGUUACCAACUUCUUCCCAACAGUGGUCAAAACCCUUGGAUACCCAAACAUCGAGACGCUGUUGUUGACAGCGCCACCUUAUGUCCUGGCAGUUAUCACGACCUACCUCAACGCCUGGCAUGCCGACCGCACUGGCGAACGAUUCUUCCAUAUUGUUCUCCCACUCUGCGUGGGUGUAGCAGCCUUUAUCCUGGCUGCAGCUACAACAGCUACCGCACCCCGCUACGUCGCCAUGAUGCUGAUGGUCCCUGGUGUCUAUACUGGCUACGUUGUCGCUUUGGCCUGGAUUUCCAAUUCUUUACCCCGUCCGCCAGCAAAGAGAGCGGCUGCACUAGCUUUCAUCAACGCGAUCAGUAAUACUAGUUCGAUUUAUGCAAGUUAUAUGUACCCGCAGCCGAAGAGUGGACAACCGGACUUGACGGUACCACUCAGUGUGGAUUGCGCAACUGCAGCACUGGCCAUCAUCAUGACGGUCAUCAUGCGGAUCAUCCUAGGAAGGCUGAACAAGAAACUUGCAAGGGGAGAACACGUUGAAGGCGCGAUCAACGCUGUCCCAGGAGUUGGUGCGGAGCGAGGUUUCAGGUUCUUGGUCUAGAGACUUGGGAAUUUGUAGGUCGUAUGGUAGACAAAUUGAAAGAGGCGAUGAGCAGUGGUACAAUCAAUUGACCCCCCCUGUUUUACUUCUUUGCCACCCCCUUCUCUGGG